Molecule: messenger RNA, 2693 nt
Organism: Tachysurus fulvidraco (yellow catfish)
Lineage: Eukaryota; Metazoa; Chordata; Actinopteri; Siluriformes; Bagridae
Gene: soul4
Product: heme-binding protein soul4
Exons: 6
Coding region: 364-1110 (248 amino acids)
Source: RefSeq, a predicted model, not a curated record
UUACUACAAAUACAUACGGCAUUCCUUGAAAAAUAAAACAAAUAAUUAAAUGUCCCCACAAAUAAUCUCACUGCAGAUUAGCUCCUGACUAAUCAAAGCUUUAACAAAAAACUCUUAAUACCCGUCUGAUAACAUCGUUCGUUCCCCUUCAUGUGAUAAUUUGGUGAGACAAAAGCCACACAAACAGACUGUAUUUGUUUACAGACUGAUUCUCAUUCACACUCAUCCUCAGUGACAGUAGAGCCGGAGGUCACGUGACCACAGAACAGCGCGAGACGGUGCAGCGCGAGACGGACACAACAGCCGCGGCUGCCGUUUGUCUCUAAUCUUCCUGAACCGAGUCCCGCUACAAACUUGGCAAACAUGGCUCUUAUCUCUAUUGAAGAUCUUGCUGAACUGGAUGAUGAGCAGUUAGAUGAGGAAGCCACUGACAACUCCCACCCAGCCAAUGAAGAGGAGGAGGAACGGCUGCUUGCUCACUGGCAGGCUGUGGGGCGGACGCAUCAGGUCGCCGUCCCAAGAGAGAUGACUGCACCAAUUGUGGAGAUGACGAGGAGGAAUCAGCAAUUGGAACAGGUUCCAUCUGUCACCAUAGCAACACAUGAAAAGAUGGGUGAGGUUGUCUAUGAGGAAAGGGUGUAUCCACCAGGAAAAUGGGCCUGUAUCACUGUUGGAGAAAAGAUGUAUGAACAGAGCAUCUCAGUUGGCUUCAUGAAACUCAUGCGCUUCAUCUGCAAUGAGAACUCUGCCGGUCGUUACUUGGGCAUGACUGUGCCUGUGGUGAAUGGAAUAACAAUGUUGGAGGAUGGAAGAGGCUUUGAAAGCGAGGUCCAGACUGCUUUCUACUUGCCUGCAGAGUUUCAGGCAAACCCUCCACAGUCUGCUGACCCAGACAUUACCAUCGUCCACAGGGACACGAUGCGAGUGAUCACCCGGGCUUUCUUUGGCACCACCACAGAGGAGACAGUCUCCCGGCAGAUCAACCUGCUGUGGGAGCUGCUGGGAACAUCUGAUGACAUUCACCAAGGCCAGUACAUGGUUGCUGUUUAUGAGAACCCUGGGGUCCCGUCCCGUCGAAACGAGAUCUGGUUCAUCUACCGGAACCCCUAAGGGGUUCUGCUUCUACACACACACACACACACACACACACACACAUGCACGCACACACACGCACACACACAGCCAUUGUUACAGCACCUCCCCUGUGGCACCAGAGAUAUAGACCGGGGAAAUAGGAUGAAUAGAACAGGAAAGGGCUUAAAUACUACCAACAGUAUUAACUCAGGCAACUGAGGAUUUAAGUGAAUAUUUAUAGGUCAUAUAAUAAAAAUGUAUUUUGCAUAUGAUAAAAAAUGCUAUUGUUCCAGUAAGAGAGAAUAAAUUCAUAAUUACAUCACAAAUAUUAAGUCACAUAUGAAGUGUACGAUAGGAAUCAGGGUAGAUACAGUCCUCAGGUAGCAUGUUUACACAGCUUGUAUUACUUUUGUUUUAGACUCCAAGCCUCAGUUCUUGCUUUACAAUUCCUCUCCAAAAUUUGACAAACUCAUGAGUGACCACGAGGGGGGCAUAUAACCCAGCCUUUUGUCCAGAACGUCACUAUUUCUGUUAGAUUGCCGAAUUGUGUUUCUGCAUCAAUUUUAUUUUACACUAAUUUGACACGGUUCAGCUUUGUCUACUUUGAUUUCUUUUAAAACAUGUCACUGCAUCACUGCAUCUUCUAUUAGCACCUCCCCACACACACCUACACACUUAUUGUCAGAUCUGUAAUAUUUUCUGCCGUCAUCAAUAGUUUAUGUGAGAAAACUGUAGAAGUGUGAAAUUCAGACUUCAAACUUAACUUCACUGUGUAUUAGUAGGAAUCUUUCAGGUAAUAUUACACUCCUUUUAAGACAUUUUUAACUAAAGCUUUUCCAUCAGCAAGACAGUUAUUUCAGGUUCUACAAAGUGCUACUCAUCAAGCGAAUGCUAACACAAUCACAGUAGGUAUUAAUGCACUAACUUACUUUUAUACAAACCAAAGCUUUAUGCAGCGUGACAAAUCAGAGGUGUUUUUACAGACGGUUUUUACUGUGACUGGAUUUAAAAUUCAACUGUGAUUUUAAAUUAUGAUCAAUAAGGUUAAGAAAAGAAUUUUUUUUUACAAACACAAAGCUGAAGAAAUAAACGAGAACAUGUAUGUAUUUCCCCCUGUAUAUGCCUAUUAGUUUGAAUAUUAAGAAUGAUCAUAUAUUUUAUUAACGGCAGUUAGUCUGUUUGACCACUAGGUGGCAAUCAUGACGAAUUUAGUGUAUUAGGAUGUGCUACAGAAUGGGACCAUUAAGCUGUAGAUACACUUUAUAGUGUAUGUCAAAAGAUAUUUUACCAACCUAUAAAUAAUCACUGAUUUGGUAACUUGAUCUGUUUUUUUUGGCAGAAUGUUCUCCUGUGUGUCACUUUCUUCCUUGUGUUUGUAUUUGUCUCAUAUUCACAUACACUUUCUACACUGGUGUUAUUUCUGUUGAAUAGAAUCAUAGCCUUAUUGUGUCUUUUACCAAAAAAGCAGCAGAUAUCAAUGUUAUAAAGUAGCUGGAGUUUGUUAUACUGUGGUGAUGUAAAGUUCACAUACUGUGGACCUUAAAGUGCAUAUAUUGUGGACAUUAGUUGUUGUUUUAUGCUUUUCCUCUGAUGAAUAAAGUGCAGCUCUGGUAACUUUC